Molecule: messenger RNA, 2529 nt
Organism: Anopheles funestus (African malaria mosquito)
Lineage: Eukaryota; Metazoa; Arthropoda; Insecta; Diptera; Culicidae
Gene: ebi
Product: F-box-like/WD repeat-containing protein TBL1X
Exons: 4
Coding region: 374-1888 (504 amino acids)
Biological process (GO): regulation of transcription by RNA polymerase II
Cellular component (GO): histone deacetylase complex
Molecular function (GO): protein binding; transcription corepressor activity
Source: RefSeq, a predicted model, not a curated record
AUUUUCUAUUAAAACGCUCAUUUAUUGUGAAAUUUUUAUUAUUAACGUCAUAACUGAUUAUUGCUUCUAUUUUUCAGCACAUUUUUACAUAAAAAUGUUGAUCCAAUAAGUUCAAUUUUAUGAUUCUGUCCAAAGGUGUGUGUCCCUGCUAGACGCUACGAUAGCUUGGGUCGGCUGUCAAUGGGAGUUAAAAAAAAAAAACAACUAUUGCAAGUAAAAACAAAUCGCAUUCCAGCGUAGAUUAUUGUGAAUUUGUGUUGUGAAUACGGCUCCAAACGCUCCAGCUAUACGUAGCGCAUAAUAUACAACACCAAAAGCAGUUGUGUUCGGGUGGAUUUAUACAUCCGAUCAAGCAAAACACAUCUAGCGCAAGAUGAGUUUCUCGAGCGAUGAGGUGAACUUCCUGGUUUACCGCUAUUUGCAGGAGUCUGGAUUUUCUCAUUCCGCGUACACGUUCGGAAUCGAAUCGCACAUCUCACAAAGCAACAUCAAUGGUGCGCUUGUGCCACCGGCGGCCCUGCUAAGUAUUCUGCAGAAAGGUUUGCAAUACACGGAGGCCGAAAUCAGCAUAGGUGAGGAUGGCACCGAGCAGCGAUUGGGCGAAAGUUUGAGUCUCAUCGAUGCCGUCAUGCCGGAGGUCGUUGCAAACCGGCAGAAUAUGCAAAACCAGCAAAAGCAAGCAACGAAAACCGAACCACCGGAAACAAACGGUACGACUGAGGAACCUGCUGCUCCACCGCCGACUACGACCACUACCGCGUCCACAACACCAGCACCAGUCGAAACGAUGGAAGUGGACCAAAGCAUCGAGAUACCCGCCUCGAAGGCGACGGUUCUUCGCGGACACGAGAGUGAAGUGUUCAUCUGUGCUUGGAACCCCAGCACAGAUUUGCUGGCCAGUGGGUCAGGCGAUAGCACAGCGCGCAUUUGGGAUAUGUCCGAUAAUCCGGCCAAUCCGAAUCAACUCGUAUUGCGUCACUGCAUCCAGAAGGGCGGUACGGAGGUACCGAGCAAUAAGGACGUAACGUCACUCGAUUGGAACUGUGACGGUACGCUGCUGGCAACGGGUUCAUAUGACGGAUAUGCUCGUAUUUGGCGCACAGAUGGGCUGCUGGCAAGCACACUCGGUCAGCAUAAAGGGCCCAUAUUUGCCCUGAAGUGGAACAAGCGGGGUAACUACAUUCUUUCCGCUGGUGUGGACAAAACAACCAUCAUCUGGGAUGCCGCCACCGGUCAGUGCACGCAGCAGUUUAGCUUCCACUCAGCACCCGCACUGGAUGUAGACUGGCAGUCGAAUCAAUCGUUUGCCAGUUGCAGCACAGAUCAAUGCAUUCACGUGUGCAAGCUGGGCGUAGACAAACCCAUCAAAUCGUUCCAGGGACACACGAAUGAGGUAAAUGCUAUCAAAUGGGAUCCUCAAGGACAGCUGUUGGCUUCCUGUUCCGACGACAUGACGCUGAAGAUUUGGUCGAUGAAGCAAGACACUUGCGUGCAUGAUCUACAGGCUCAUUCGAAAGAGAUAUACACCAUCAAAUGGUCACCGACGGGUACGGGUACGCAGAAUCCGAACAUGAACCUCAUUCUCGCUAGUGCUUCCUUCGAUUCGACUGUUCGUCUUUGGGACGUUGAGCGUGGCGUUUGCAUUCACACGCUCACGAAACACACGGAACCGGUGUACUCGGUCGCAUUCAGCCCGGACGGCAAAUUCCUUGCGUCGGGUAGUUUUGACAAGUGUGUCCACAUCUGGAGCACCCAGAGCGGACAGCUGGUACACAGCUACAAGGGUACCGGCGGUAUAUUUGAGGUGUGUUGGAACUCGCGCGGUAGCAAAGUUGGCGCCAGUGCCAGUGACGGCAGUGUGUUUGUGCUGGAUCUGCGAAAGUUAUGAGCGGCGGCACCGUCCGCUGGAACCGGAGCAGCCGCGUCGGCACCUGGACCACCGCCACCGCUGCUGACGGCAGCCGAGAAAAAAUCCUAACAAUCAUUGACAGGCGCCCGGCGAACACAUCCCAAAUAAUUGGCGAGAAGCAUUUUGCAAUUCAUACAGUUACUCGUCAGGGAUUGUUCGCGGAAGGCGCUCACUUUAUACAAUAUCCGUGUUCUACAUUUUACGCCCCGUUCCGCUAUGGGACACCUACGGCGUGCGUUCGUAUUAGCGCUCUAGAUUACUUAGGCCUCGAGUAGGGCACAGAGACAAGAUUGCAAAUUGUGUAGAUCGAUUUAAGGCUUUUAUUUUAUUGAAAAGGAAAACUAAAACAUUAAACCCGCUUCCAUCGUGUCCGAUCUGAUAAUGAAAUGGGUUUUUUUUUCUAGAAGGCAUCCCACGUUCUUUAAAGCAGAAAAAGAACGGAUACUCUUAAACAAAAUAGAAAGUAAAUUUUAGACAUUAGGCUCUUCAUUAUCAUACAGAGGAAAGUUAAGCUUAGAGUUCGGAUAUCGGUACAAAAGGCAACAUCUUCUCCGCGUUCAAGUCCCGGUCCCGGUUUUGAAUGAGAGAAAAUAAAUAUUCAGCUGUAAAUGCCUUCAAAA